AUGGGCCGGUCCUCAACAAAAUCGGUGGCCCGUGUGUACUGCGAUGUUAACUCGAGACUUGGUCCUUCCUGGUAUGAAUAUGACAAUCUGCAGGUUCAGUGGGGAUCGCAGGAUCAUUAUGAGAUCGUUCGCAAAGUCGGCCGUGGAAAGUACUCGGAGGUUUUCGAAGGGGUGAACAUCGUGACCGAAGAAAAGUGUAUAAUCAAGGUCCUCAAGCCCGUCAAGAAAAAGAAAAUCAAGCGAGAGAUUAAGAUCCUGCAAAAUCUCGCCGGUGGACCCAAUAUUGUCGCACUACUAGACGUAGUUCGCGAUCCGGCGUCAAAGAUCCCAAGUCUUAUCACUGAAUACGUUCACAAUGUCGACUUCAAAGUCCUCUACCCAAGGUUCAGUGAUCUAGACGUCCGUUUUUACAUGUUCGAGCUAUUGAAGGCUCUGGACUUCUGCCACUCAAAGGGGAUCAUGCACAGAGAUGUCAAGCCCCACAACGUUAUGAUAGAUCAUGAACAUCGCAAGCUCCGACUUAUCGAUUGGGGUCUUGCUGAAUUCUACCACCCGAAAACGGAGUACAACGUUCGCGUUGCUUCUCGUUACUUCAAGGGUCCUGAACUCCUUGUUGACUUCCAAGAAUAUGACUACAGCCUUGAUAUGUGGAGUUUCGGCUGCAUGUUUGCAUCUAUGAUAUUCCGCAAGGAGCCCUUCUUCCACGGCCACGACAACUACGACCAAUUGGUCAAAAUUGCGAAAGUCCUUGGCACGGACGAUCUAUACCUGUAUAUUGAGAAAUAUACCAUUCGUCUUGACCCCCACUAUAGCGAACUAAUCACCAGAUUUCCCCGCAAGCCAUGGACGCGUUUCAUCACCUCGGAAAACCAACGAUACAUAUCCAAUGAAGCCAUUGACCUCCUAGACAAGCUCCUCAAAUACGAUCACCAGGCUCGUUUGACUGCGCGCGAGGCACAGGCACAACCGUACUUUGAUCCUGUGCGCACGACCAGCGUGAAUGUCGCUAAUGGAGAAAGCGAUUCCGCAUCAUCUGCAUGA
This is a messenger RNA of Pleurotus ostreatus (oyster mushroom), 1041 nucleotides long. Its product is annotated as Casein kinase II subunit alpha. NCBI's taxonomy places the organism in Eukaryota, Fungi, Basidiomycota, Agaricomycetes, Agaricales, Pleurotaceae. The record is from RefSeq and is a predicted model, not a curated record. The transcript is spliced from 8 exons. Gene Ontology annotation, molecular function: protein serine/threonine kinase activity; ATP binding. Gene Ontology annotation, biological process: protein phosphorylation; regulation of transcription by RNA polymerase I; DNA damage response. The coding region runs from base 1 to 1041 and encodes 346 amino acids. Gene Ontology annotation, cellular component: cytosol; protein kinase CK2 complex; nucleus.